Molecule: messenger RNA, 3125 nt
Organism: Ficedula albicollis (Collared flycatcher)
Lineage: Eukaryota; Metazoa; Chordata; Aves; Passeriformes; Muscicapidae
Gene: DNAJC27
Product: DnaJ heat shock protein family (Hsp40) member C27
Exons: 6
Coding region: 117-869 (250 amino acids)
Molecular function (GO): GTP binding; GTPase activity
Source: RefSeq, a predicted model, not a curated record
CGAGCGGGCUGAGGCGGAAGCGCCGCUCUCCCGCCAUUGUUGCCUCCCUUCGGGUUCUGCCGCUCCAACCGGGAGCAGCACCGGGAGCGGGGAGCGGGAGCGAGCCCGGCCCCGCCAUGGAGGCGAACGCGGCGAAGCGGAAGGAGCCGCGCAAGGCGCUGCGGGUUAAAGUCAUCUCCAUGGGGAACGCCGAAGUGGGCAAGAGCUGCAUCAUCAAGCGGUACUGCGAGAAAAGGUUCGUGUCCAAGUACCUGGCGACCAUCGGGAUCGACUACGGGGUCACCAAGGUGCAGAUCCGGGAUCGGGAGAUCAAGGUGAACAUCUUCGACAUGGCCGGACACCCCUUCUUCUACGAGGUGCGGAACGAGUUCUACAAGGACACGCAGGGCGUGCUGCUGGUGUACGACGUGGGGUCCAAGGAAUCCUUCGACUCCCUGGAUUCCUGGCUGGCCGAGAUGAAGCAGGAGCUGGGGCCCCACGGGAACAUGGAGAACGUCGUCUUCGUCGUCUGCGCCAACAAGGUGGGAGCAGCGGGAUUCCCGGGAUUCCCUGGGGAAUUCCCUGGGGUUUGGUGUUCAUUCCGCGGGUUCCUCUACUGGGAAACCUCAGCCCAGAGCGGGGAGGGCAUCCAGGAGAUGUUCCAGAAUUUCUACUCGGCCAUCGUGGAUCUGUGCGAGAACGGCGGGAAGCGGCCGCCGGGCGGGGCCGGGGCCGGGUUCACGCGGGAGCAGGCGGACGCAAUCCGCCGGAUCCGCGCCAGCAAGGACAGCUGGGACACGCUGGGCGUCAAACCCGGAGCCUCCAGGUGCGGGGCAAUCCCGGGAUUCCGGCGGGAACGACGGGGCCCCCGCGGGAAAGGGCGGGAUUGACACGGGAAAGGGCGGGAUUGACACGGGAAAAGGCGGGAUUGUCACGGGAAAGGGCGGGAUUGACACGGGAAAGGGCGGGAUUGACACGGGAAAAGGCGGGAUUGUCACGGGAAAGGGCGGGAUUGACACGGGAAAGGGCGGGAUUGACACGGGAAAAGGCGGGAUUGUCACGGGAAAGGGCGGGAUUGACACGGGAAAGGGCGGGAUUGACACGGGAAAAGGCGGGAUUGUCACGGGAAAGGGCGGGAUUGACACGGGAAAGGGCGGGAUUGACACGGGAAAAGGCGGGAUUGUCACGGGAAAGGGCGGGAUUGACACGGGAAAGGGCGGGAUUGACACGGGAAAAGGCGGGAUUGUCACGGGAAAGGGCGGGAUUGACACGGGAAAGGGCGGGAUUGACACGGGAAAGGGCGGGACUGACACGGGAAAAGGCGGGAUUCCCAAGGGGAAAGGCGGGAUUGCCACAGGAAAAGGCAGGGUUGCCAUGGGAAAGGGCGGGAUUGACACAGGAAAGGGCGGGAUUGACACGGGAAAAGGUGGGAUUCCCAAGGGGAAAGGUGGAAUUUCAAUAGGAAAGAUGGAAUUCCCAAGGGAAACAUGAAAUUUCAAUGGUAAAGAUGGAAUUCCCAUGGGAAAAGGCGGAAUUCCCAUGGGGAAAGGAGGGAUUCCCAAGGGAAAAGGUGGAAUUCCAAUGGGAAAGCUGGAAUUCCAUGGGAAAAGACGGAAUUGCCACGGGAAAAGGCGAAAUUCCCAAGGGAAACGUGGAAUUUCAGUGGUAAAGAUGGAAUUCUCAUGGAAAAGGCGGAAUUGUCACAGGAAAAGGCGGAAUUCCAUGGGAAAAGGUGGAAUUCCAUGGGAAAAGGCGGAAUUCCCAUGGCAAAACAUGGAAUUCCCACUGGAAAAAGUGGAAUUCCUGGAAGUCCCAGGGGGAAAAGGUGGAAUUCCUAUGGGAAAAGCUGGAAUUCCCAUGGGAAAAAGUGGAAUUUCAAUAGGAAAGGUGGAAUUCCCAUGGGAAAAGAUGAAAUUUCAGCGGGAAAGAUGGAAUUCUCAUGGAAAAAGGCAGAAUUGCCACAGGAAAAGGUGAAAUUCCCACAGGAAACAUGAAAUUUCAGUGGUAAAGAUGGAAUUCUGUGGGAAAAGGUGGAAUUUCAACAGGAAAGAUGGAAUUCCCAUGGGAAAAGGCAGAAUUGCCAUGGGAAAAGGCGGAAUUCCAAUGGGAAAAUGUGGAAUUCCCACUGGAAAAAGUGGAAUUCCUGGAAGUCCCAGGGGGAAAAGGUGGAAUUCCCACGUGAAAAGGUAGAGUUUCAAUGGGGAAGAUGGAAUUCCCACGGGAAAAGAUGAAACUUGAGUGGGAAAGAUGGAAUUCCCAUGGGAAAAGGCGGAUUUCCCAAGGGAAAAGGAGGGAUUCCUGGAAGUCCUGGGGGAAAAAGGCGGAAUUCCUGUGGAAAAACUGGGAGUUCUUGGAGGAGUUUCCACAGGAAAAGGUGGAAUUCCCAUGGGAAAAGGUGGAAUUUCAAUAGGAAAGGUGGAAUUCCCAUGGGAAAAGAUGAAAUUUCAGCGGGAAAGAUGGAAUUCUCAUGGAAAAAGGCAGAAUUGCCACAGGAAAAGGUGAAAUUCCCACAGGAAACAUGAAAUUUCAGUGGUAAAGAUGGAAUUCUGUGGGAAAAGGUGGAAUUUCAACAGGAAAGAUGGAAUUCCCAUGGGAAAAGGCAGAAUUGCCAUGGGAAAAGGCGGAAUUCCAAUGGGAAAAUGUGGAAUUCCCACUGGAAAAAGUGGAAUUCCUGGAAAUCCCAGGGGGAAAAGGUGGAAUUCCCACGUGAAAAGGUAGAGUUUCAAUGGGGAAGAUGGAAUUCCCACGGGAAAAGAUGAAACUUGAGUGGGAAAGAUGGAAUUCCCAUGGGAAAAGGCGGAUUUCCCAAGGGAAAAGGAGGGAUUCCUGGAAGUCCUGGGGGAAAAAGGCGGAAUUCCUGUGGAAAAACUGGGAGUUCUUGGAGGAGUUUCCACAGGAAAAGGUGGAAUUCCCACGGGAAAAGGUGGAAUUUCAGUGGGAAAGAUGGAAUUCCCAUGGGAAAAGGUGGAGUUCCCAAUUUUCCUCAUUUUCCCAGUUUUGUCAUUUCCCCCAGUUUUCUGGAUUUUCCCAAUUUCCCCAAUCCCCCCAAUUCCCCCGAUUUCCCCAAUUUCUCCAAUGCCCCAAUUUCCCCAAUUUUCCUGAGUUCCUCAAUCUUCCAAAUUUUCUGAAUUUUUUCAAUUUCCCCA